CUUCGAGCAGCUCCUGCUUUCGUCGACCGUCUGCUUUCUAUUAAUAAUCAGUCAAUCACCUCGACGCCUGUCUGCCAUGCGGCAUAGCGCCUUCUAUAAAUGGACCCUGCUCCCCACCCCCGGUUCCUUCCCCGUCUCCGCACAUCCUCGCAACCAUGACCGACCCAGAAGUCCCCGCCCAGCAAGACGCCCGGCAUCCCGCUGAUCUCGAGUCUGUCGCGUCCGCCUUAGAUCAUCUGCGCAAGCAGAAGCUCACCACCGCAAAUGUUAUGGCAAUUCUCGCCGCCGGCCUCGGCAGUUUCGUCUUUGGUUACGCCAACAACGCCACUGCUGGAUCCUUCUCCCAGACCAGUUUUAUUGAGAAGUUUCUCAGCAACGGCAACUCUGAUUCAGUCAUCGGUGGAAUGAUCGGUGGCUUCCUCGGAGGUGGUUUCGUCGGCGCUGUCAUCCAAGCUCCCAUUUCUACCAGAUGGGGUCGCAAAGUAGCUACCGGUACCGCUGCUGUUCUAGUCAUGAUUUCUGCCGCCCUCAAAGCCGGAUCUGUCAACGUCGCCAUGUUCACCGUCUUUCGCACAACUGGCGGUAUUGGCGCCGGUAUGCUUCUUGCUAACUGCCCUGUCUACAUGAGUGAGAUUGCUCCCCCGCAUCUAAGAGGUUUACUCGUUUCUGAACAUGCAAUCGGAAUUAUAUACGCCUACAUCACUUCCUCUAUCUUUGCACUCAUCUGGCACUUUGUCGACAGGCCCUAUCAAUGGCGUCUGCAGUUCGUCAUGCUCACCUUCUUUGCCCUCUUCUCUCGCUGGCUCUGUGAGAAAGAACGAUACGAUGAGGCGUGGGUUAUUCUCAAGAAGCUCAACAGAACCGAGGAAGAUCCCGAAGCAAAGAUCGCUGCCGCGGAAAUGGCUCAGAUUCGUGCUCAGAUCAUCGAAGAGCGAACACUACCCCACGGCUACAUCUAUAUCUUCAAGACUCCCCAUCUUCGACAUCGUGCAAUCUGCUCGAUCCUGACCUGGGUAAUGGGCCAGUCCACUGGUAUUCUCGUUAUUGCGAACCUCACACCAACCCUAUUUGCUGCUCUUGGAUUCGGAGUCGUGCUGCAGCUUUCGCUUUCUAUUGUCUGGACUGUCUGUGCUUGGAUUGGCGCUAUGAUUAACGCGGUUCUUAUGGAUCGCAUUGGUCGCAAGAAACUUCUGGUCACGGGAGGCUACCUCACGAGCGCAACCAUGAUCUGCGAAGCGGUUCUGCAGAAAUACUACCUUGAUGGACACAGCAAGGCAGGCACCAACGGCGCCGUUGCGAUGUUUUUUAUGUUUAUCGUAUUUUACGGGUCCACUAUCGACUGCGCAGGCUAUGUCUACGUCUCUGAGAUCUGGCCUACUCAUCUUCGAAGUUACGGUGGAACCUUGGGUCUUGGCUCGUUCUUCCUGUGCGCUAUUGCGUUUACCAGUCCAGCCACUACUGGAUUUGCAAAUAUUGGCUGGAAGUAUUACUUCCCGAUGAUUGCAACCUGCCUCGUCACUACCACUGCUGUUAUCUUUAUCUGUCCAGAGACCGCCGGCCUCACGCUCGAAGAAAUCAACGCAAAGUUCGGCGACAAAGUCGCGCUGGAAUUCCGCUCCGCCGAAGCCGUCGCCGAAGCGAUGCUCAAGCACGGCGGUAUUCACUUUGAGAACGCGCCUGACGUGCCGAUCGUCGUUGAGGAGAAGACCGUGACUCAGUAGUCGUAUUGUAGCUUUUGUAGCGAGUUUGUGUUUGUGUCUGCUGUUUUUUUUGUUGUUGGUGUUGGUCUUUUUGGGAAGCAGAAUGAGUUGAGCGAAAUGCGAAAUAUUAUUGUAGUGCACCCCCAGAGCCGGACGGGGCGAACUACCCGAUCGGAUACUUUACUGUAAAUGAAUCCUCGCGCUGCUAUAAGAAGAUAAUCACUUGAAGCUAAUUUUAUGCAUUUUCCUUACAGCUUUGCAGAUGGUGUUUGCUUUCCCCGCAUGUGCUAUGCAUUGUCAGUCCGGUGUAGGGUGGAGAUGCUCUUUUGUGUUUCUAGUCAUUCUCAGACAGCUGCGAGUAUCCUCCUGGAAGAGCGUCUUUUCUAUGAUAUUUUAGUCUGGAUAGCUGAAAUAAACUUAUCUCUGCGGUGGGCUGAUUAAACAGUCAAAAGCGUCCGUCUGGUAGUUUGUCCGGCUCGGGGGUGGAGAGCAUUAUUAUUUAUUAAAUA
Myxozyma melibiosi is the source of this 2209-nucleotide messenger RNA. Its product is annotated as general substrate transporter. NCBI's taxonomy places the organism in Eukaryota, Fungi, Ascomycota, Lipomycetes, Lipomycetales, Lipomycetaceae. Gene Ontology annotation, molecular function: carbohydrate:proton symporter activity. The transcript has 5 exons. Bases 156 to 1721 code for a protein of 521 amino acids. The record is from RefSeq and is a predicted model, not a curated record. Gene Ontology annotation, cellular component: membrane. Gene Ontology annotation, biological process: carbohydrate transport; transmembrane transport.